Molecule: messenger RNA, 6720 nt
Organism: Pangasianodon hypophthalmus (striped catfish)
Lineage: Eukaryota; Metazoa; Chordata; Actinopteri; Siluriformes; Pangasiidae
Product: endoribonuclease ZC3H12A
Exons: 6
Coding region: 3286-4947 (553 amino acids)
Biological process (GO): 3'-UTR-mediated mRNA destabilization; nuclear-transcribed mRNA catabolic process, RNase MRP-dependent
Cellular component (GO): nucleus; cytoplasmic ribonucleoprotein granule
Molecular function (GO): metal ion binding; RNA endonuclease activity; mRNA binding
Source: RefSeq, a predicted model, not a curated record
UCUCGCUUAUUCAGAACUUCACUUCUUUGUCAUAACAGUGCUUUUAGUGUGUCGAGUCUCAUUCGGUUUCGUGACAGCAUUAAAUUACUCUUUACAAGCUUAUGCUGCUUCGCGAGACAGUAACAGUUGAGAGAGUUGUAAGAUUAACUGCAAUUACAACUUAAUAAACUCAAGCCUUGGGGAAUGUGUUAUAAAGAGAAAUUAAGGGUAUUUUUAUUUAUUUAUUUUUUUUAACGUAAAGGUUUAUAUUACAGUUCAAUAGAUGCAGCCAGCAAGGACUACAGAUAUAACUAAUGAUAACUUGUGACAUUUCCUGACCGUAAACAGCAGGAAAGAAAUGGAGAGUAAAAAGUAAUGGGAUUAGUGGAACUAACCUUGAAGCCACUUCCAAAGAAGAAAUGUGAAUAAAAAAAAAAAAAAAGAUUGUCACAGUUAGACAAUUGAGUGAGUGACACGGAUAUGAAGGUGUUGUGGUUUAAACACAAUGGGCUGAACUACAAUGUGUGUACCGUGUGUGUGUGCACUCUGCAUGCACGGGCAGACACACACACACUGCUCCUAGGUUUACAAGGUAAGCUAUGAAUAAAUGAAUAAGACAGGGUAUAAGAAAGGUGUCAUGGUAUAAGAGGCAAAUGACAGAGUAAUAACGUGAAUGAGGAGGUGUGUUUCAGGACGAGGGACAAAAAAGCUGCUCUUGUUUUUCUUAAGGUGUCUUCCUUAUUAUUCAUGACUGUACUCGAGCUAAAUAUAACAACAAGGAAAAGUGAGAGUUAAAAAUAACUCAUGUGACAAGAGAAGGAAGAAGUGUGGCAAACGGUAUGCAACUGUGCCAAGUGAGAGAAGGGGCGGGGCAAAUAGAUUACUGGAGUCAAGUGAGGAAAUGGGAAGAACAAAUAGUCCCUAAUUAUACUAAGUGAGGUACAGAUCCCCCUCCCACUUCCCACACCUGGCACAGCUACAGACCGGGUGUCCCUCCUCUUCCCUCAGCUGGAAUAGGGAAGGUGUCAGGUUAGAUAAUGGUACUGAUGUCAGAUGUGGGAAGGGGAGGUACACAGUGUCUGUAUAUGUGCCAGGUGAGAAAAGGGGAGGGACGCAUGGCCUGUACCUGUGCCAGGUGAGGUAAGGGGAAAGAGAUAUGGUCAGUACUUGUGCCGGGGGAGGGGGGAGUCAGAGACACUGUGUCUGCAUUUGAGCCAGGUGGGGGAAGAGGACGCACGCUGUCUGUACCUGCGCCAGGUAAGGUAGGGGAAGGAUACAUGGUCUGUACCUGUGCCAGGUGAGGAAAGGGGAGGAAUAUUGUGCCUGUGCCAGGUGAGGAAAGGGGAGGAAUAUUGUGUCUGUGCCAGGUGAGGAAAGGGGAGGAAUAUUGUGUCUGUGCCAGGUGAGGAAAGGGGAGGAAUAUUGUGCCUGUGCCAGGUGAGGAAAGGGGAGGAAUAUUGUGUCUGUGCCAGGUGAGGAAAGGGGAGGAAUAUUGUGUCUGUGCCAGGUGAGGAAAGGGGAGGAAUAUUGUGUCUGUGCCAGGUGAGGAAAGGGGAGGAAUAUUGUGUCUGUGCCAGGUGAGGAAAGGGGAGGAAUAUUGUGUCUGUGCCAGGUGAGGAAAGGGGAGGAAUAUUGUGUCUGUGCCAGGUGAGGAAAGGGGAGGAAUAUUGUGUCUGUGCCAGGUGAGGAAAGGGGAGGAAUAUUGUGUCUGUGCCAGGUGAGGAAAGGGGAGGAAUAUUGUGUCUGUACCUGUCAGGUGAGGAAAGGGGAGGAAUAUUGUGUCUGUACCUGUGCCAGAGGGCAGGGCAAACGGUGUCAGGUCAGAAGUACAACAAGACAAACGUCUUGAGUGGUGAUUUAACCAAUAAUAAUGAGAAAAGAGGCAGAGGAAACUUGUCCCUACCUGUGGCAGAGGGAAACAGCAAGACAAAAACAGAUUGUACCUGUGCCAGGUCAGAGAAGGGGAGGGCCAAACAGUAUCUAGCUGUCCCAGGACAAGAGUGUAAUGGAGCAAAUUGUCUAUCUUGGCCGGGUUUAAAAAAAAAAAAAAAAAAAAAGGUCUGAGUCAAAUUUAUCUUCAACAAAAAAGGGGGCGGAGGGGGCAGGCAACUGAUCAUUACAUGAGUGCUUUUAAAAAAGGAGAAACUAGUAAGGGAGGGAGGAAGACAAGGGAAUCUGCUAGCACUUGAAAAAUGAUGCUGCUAACACACAGAGCCAUAAUAUUUGCCUUGAGUUGGGAAGCUGAUCCCAGAUCAGCAAUGUUCCUCCAACACAUUAACUUGAUCUUUACUUCUGCGGUCACCUUCUCACCUUCUAGGUGAUACAACAUGAGGUGGGUUUAUAUAAAAAACACACACACACCAUUGUGGGUUCUAAAAAAAGAUUUUAUUCACUUCUUUCCUACUGAAUCACUGUCACAUAGACUUAACAAAGAUAAAAAAGUGUGUGUUUGGAAAAUGGUACACCACUACACGAUUAGUCACUUUAACACAACCACACCGUGGGCCGUGUGUGAUAAUCUGAUGGAAAAUUUUCAAAACAUGAUGGAUGGACUCGGCUGUUAUUUGGUUAAAAGGUUGCUCGUUUUAAUCCAUAAGGCAUGACGUGUGUAAGAGUUAGUUCUGCUUUUCGUAUUAGGUUCAUAAAUAAGACUUGGUGAAACACAGGGGCUUUCCAAUACACCAUUACGCACACCCACACACUCUCUCUCAGACACUCAGCCUCCCUCGAACAUGCACUUCCACUACACUAUCAAUGCACCAUUUUAGAAACAAGUUCUUAAGAAUCUGAGAUUUUGGCAGGUUUGACGCAAGUAGUGCACACAUUAAAGGUGACGAUCGCACCAAACUGACUAGCAUAAAGCGUCUUCCUUUCUUUUGUGGUCUCGUCAUGACGUCCUGUUGAUGCGCAUGUCUUGCUUAAAAUAGAAUGUGUGUGUGUGUGUGUGUCUAAGUGUGUGUAGUAGCGAUAGGUGUUUGCGAGAGCUUUGUGAAACUAUGAAAGGGAGUGUAAAAGCCCCUAACAUUACCUGACCUUUCUGUGUUUACCCAGAGAGAACCCGCCUCCUCACACACACUUCUUCCACAAACAGUGGAAACCAAAAGACAGACUGAAGGCGGAUUCCCCCAUCGAGGCAAAAGAGCAGGACAAACCUCCACCACCCCUUACCCCCAAACCACACACAAACAUACUCACACAGAACACGUAGGCAUCCAGAGGAGACACGGAGGACUCUCUCUCUCUCUCUCACACACACACACACACACACACACACACACCUGAGGACACACGCAGACACACACAGACAUGGAGCGUGAGCAGAAUAAGGUGAAGCGUUUCCUCAAGCUGGGUUACUCCCGCUCGGACAUCGUGCGAGUCCUGCAGACGCUCGAGCACGACGCACAGACCAAUGACAUCCUCCAGGAGCUGAUCAAGACGUGUCGCACCAACGCCGCUGGAGCACCGGGGGCGCCGGAGAGCAGCCCUCAGCUCGUCCCGCGAGGAUGUGGCUCCUCGCUGCAGCACAAACACGCCGACACCACACACUCCGACUCUCACAGCUCCAACACCUUCAGGCCCGUGGUCAUAGAUGGCAGCAACGUCGCUAUAAGCCACGGGAAUAAGAAGGUGUUUUCGUGCCGGGGGAUCCAGCUGGCCGUGCAGUGGUUUUGGGACAAGGGGAUUCGGGACAUCACUGUGUUUGUGCCUCUGUGGAGGAAAGAACAGUCGAGACCUGAGGCUCCCAUCACAGACCAGCACAUACUGGAUGAGCUUGAGCGCAGGAACAUCCUGGUGUACACGCCCUCACGCUGCGUCAACGGCAAGCGGGUGGUGUGUUACGACGACCGCUACAUCGUCAAGCUGGCCUACAACUCAGACGGCAUCAUCGUGUCUAACGAUAACUACCGCGACCUGCAGCUGGAGAAUCCGAAAUGGAAGAAGUUCAUCGAGGAGAGACUGCUCAUGUACACGUUUGCCAACGAUAUAUUCAUGCCACCUGAUGAUCCACUUGGGAGAAACGGGCCUAUGAUUGAGAACUUCCUGAGAAAGAAGCCUUUAAUAUCUGAGACCAAGCUCCAACACUGUCCUUAUGGAAAGAAGUGCACGUAUGGUGUGAAAUGUAAAUUCUACCACCCUGAACGCUCCAACCAGCCGCAGCUUUCUGUGGCUGAUGAACUGAGAGCGAAAAGUCAGCCGUCCAGUGUAACUGAGGAGUUUCCCCACUCCACGAACGGACCCACUGACUAUCAGACGGCGGCCGUGCUGCCUCUGUUACACCAUGAUGAGCUGACUCGUGCUGUUUCCGGUCUCGAUCUCUACUCUUCCCCGCACGAAGUACAAAGUCCCACCUACCUACAGAGGUCCCUUCCUGCUUUGUGCAAGAGCAUUAAAAGCGACCAGGCCUACGGCUCGCUCGAGGGCUCCAUGUCCCGCCUUUAUCUCAGUGACUCCGCCCUCCAGACCUCACUAGCCUAUAGCAGUGGGUGUAUGACUGGAAGCAGCAGCGAUUACUACCUGUCUGGCAGUUCUAGCUUGCAGCACAGACGAGCGCGCAGUCCUGACGUGCCCUCGCGCUGCUACAGCCCCGACCUCCACACACUCUCAGGCUGCCAACACACACACUCUGAUAUCGGCCUUAGCUACGCUCACACGCAUUAUCCGAACCAUGGAUAUCAACACCGCACCCCCUAUAAAAACAGUAACGCACCUUUCUGUAACGAGGCUCUACCUUACCCUACGUCGACACCCAAUCAACUCAGGGUACCAGAGGUGAACUGGGGUCAAGGCCAAGCUGAGGUCAUGGACGGGGAGCAUCUGACAGACAGGAGGAGGGAUGUGAGGUCUCAGCUCAGCACAAUUUUCCCUCAGAGCAUCGUGGACCAGGUUAUGAGCUUAUAUCCACACACACUGGAUACGACAGAGCUGGUCAUGCUGAUCCAGAAAUACAGGAACAGUGCCUUGCUUUAAACUGCACAAGCUGAUAAUUAACCCACAAACGUGCACCGCAGUAAAUGCCACAGUCUCGUUCUGGCUUGUCUUGACCAUCAACGGUAAAUUAUCGUCAAUAACUGGUUUCGUAAGGUUUCGUAAGGUUUUCAGCCAGAGACUCCUCUGCUGGGAAAUCAGCACACGUCUGAGUGAAAUUCAUUAUAAGAGCAGUGCUGUAAAACUUCAGCUUUUAAUCACUGACAUCUGAAGUCUUAUAGGUAGCAAGGAUACAGUGUCGCAUCCUAAUUAGAUUAAAAUCUAAAGUUAUUGCUUAAAGGCAACUAAUAAAAGCGAUACAGUCCGGACUUUUGUUUUGCGCUGGCGCUAAGGAGUAAUGAAACUUUAUCUUGCUGCAAAUAUUUUACCUAAAAGUAUCCCUCAACCUCAAACCACGUCCAGUUCUGCAGCGUUAUCACACAGACUUGCUGAUAGGACACAGAGGGACUUUCUGUAAUCUAUAAAUACGAACAAAACUUCACCAUGUAGCUCAAAGUGAACCAGGCGGCCAUUUUGGACCACUGAAAGCACUUUUUUCCCCCCACCGUCGGUGUAGUUGGAUACAUUCCACCCCCUCGAGUGUACAGACCACAUUGUAUAGAAAGCUGGGAAUCGUAUAUUUGUACUUUGAAGCUACAUUACAUAAAUACGGAUUCUAGCUUCUAUCUUACAAAAUCAUUUUAUGUACAUUUUUCUGGCCACAAGCUUCAGAAUCUUGAAGGCUAUAUGUUUUGCUGAUGGGAAAGCUUCUGUGGGUUGUCAUGUACCAUGUUCAUGAAUGACCUCUUUCUGUGAAAGUAGGUGGUUCCUGGCCAUGAUUGUGAUGAACCAAAGCAAGACUAGGGUGAGGCAGUGUUCCUUCAACAGACAGAUUAGUGCCGUAGCUCCAGUGCAAAACUAAAGCAAACGUUACACACAGAACUGUGUAAAGUUGAUUUUUGGCACGCCUGUAACAAUUUAUUUUCUGUAUUCUUUAUAAAAAGCAUCUGCUCUGUGUAGUAAAGACAUAUAUUACUUCAUCAUUACAUCAAUACAACAAUACUGUGUGUGUGUACGUGUGCGUGUGUGAACCUCCUGAUACUGUAAAAGGACCAGAUGAAUGUAUUUGCUGGGACGACGCUCCCUCUUUAAUGCCAUCAGCACCAGGUAUGAUGUAUUUACUAUAAUGUAAUAGUUGCCUCUUGAAUGUGAACAUGAAGGCUGACCUCUGAGAGUAAAUGUCGUCUCACUUGACUCAGGAUGACGAGUUGAUGAGGAGAAUGUUGACAUGAAUAUAAACUGAAGAACCAGAGUACAGCUUUGGUUUGCACCUUGGCACGAAUGCAACCUUAAAAAAACGAUUAAGUGACUGAGACUGUCUUUUUUUUUCUUUUCUUUUCAAUUUUGCAGCCUCAAAAUGAGGAGCGUGUGAAUACUAGCUGAAAUUAUGUAUGAUGUAGCUGAGAUUACAAACAGCAGAAAGGAUUUUGCUAUUGUCCGAAUGUGCUUUAAAUUUGUUACAACCUAAUAAUUAAAACAGGUUAUAAACAAAUCUCUUGCCCAAGUGUUUUAUUCUUUUUGCAGUUUAAAUCUUGCUGAUAACCUGAUAAGGGCAAACGUUUGAUCAGGACAACAUUCACAAAUGGAACACUGAGGUAGUAGGUGUUACUGAUAUCAUGGGAACAGCGAUACAACGAUUUGGAUAGAUUAUUAAAAGGCAAUAAAUAAAUAAUUCAAUAGGUUAGCAAUUUCUCUAUGUCAUCAUGGUCCAUGAAU